This is a messenger RNA of Danaus plexippus (monarch butterfly), 3297 nucleotides long. Its product is annotated as zinc finger protein 808-like. The record is from RefSeq and is a predicted model, not a curated record. The coding region runs from base 233 to 2485 and encodes 750 amino acids. Lineage: Eukaryota; Metazoa; Arthropoda; Insecta; Lepidoptera; Nymphalidae. The transcript is spliced from 2 exons.
CUGUCGUUUGUUGAAAUUGAGAUAGAUGCGUAAAGUCAGCUUAUAGAUUUAUAGAAAAUAAAUAAAUUAUGAUUUAUAAAUACCAAUAAUUAUUAUCUCGUAACUUAUAGCAUCAAAAAUAUGAUAAGCAUAACUUAGAUACGUAGAAAUGUGGAUGGAAACGGCUGAUGGCAUAGUUUUCUGGAAUUCCAAACGAAUUUACUAAGAUAACUGAAUAACUGAAAAUUAUAAAAUGAAACGGAGAGGUGAUUAUGUGUGCAAUUCCUGCAACCACUUGUUCACUAGGAAGAACAACCUCCAGACUCACAUCCUAAAUGGGAACUGCCAGUCUAAUGUAUGUAUUAUAUGUGAGAGGACAUUUUCUAACUCGGCAUUGUUACAAGCACAUAUGUCACGAGGCCACAACAAAUUGGGGAAACCUCAGCCCGAGUGCGACUUGUGCGGACGGAUAUUCACAAGGAAACAUAAUCUUGUCUCUCACAUGAUAGUCGUACACUUGCAGGCGGGCAAACAAAACAUAACUUGUAAUUUGUGCGAUCGUAAAUUUAAUAUCGAGAGGAAUUUGAAGAGGCACAUGAAGCACAAGCACACAGUUGUAGAUUAUCCGACCUGUGAUAUAUGUAAAAAGAACUUCAAAGACAAGGGAUUGCUUGCAUCUCAUAUAGAAACAGUGCAUCUGGCAAAUUUUUCAGUGGCAACCGAGAAUUAUAAAGAAAAUAAAAGCGACAAAUUGUUAAAAAGUUGGUCAGAAAUACAUAAGGACAAGUCCGUUUUUAAGUGUAAUAUAUGCUCGAAAAUAUAUCUAUCAAGUCAAAGUCUGAAACGGCAUACAAGAACUUUACACGGCGAAAAGAAUUACUGUAAGUAUUGUUCAAAAUUCAUCAAAGACGAUAUUGAGAAGCAUAUUAAUAAUUGUCACAAAAACAAUGAGGAUAAAUAUAUAUUUAAAUGUGAGGUUUGUAAUGCGAUAUUUGAAUAUGAGCACUCACUGAGAGGACAUAUCAGGGAAGAGCACAGUUUCCAACAGUUUUACGACCACUGCAAGAAAUCUCUACUAAACAUAACACCUUGGAAAUUACCUAAGCGGGAAAAUAAUUGGCAUACCUGUGAAUUUUGUUGUAACACAUUUUCAACGGCAUACGAUUUAAAAGAUCACAUGAAAUCACAUCACGACAUUGAAUACAGCUUGUCCACUUGCAACGUUUGUUUUAAUAAAUUUUACAGCAAAGAAACCAUGUUUGCGCAUAAAAAGAACUGUUUCCCGCCAAAAAAUGCGAACGCCUGCCGUCAUUGUGACAAACUGUUCACUGACAUAUCGAGUUUGAAUUUCCACGUGAGAAUAUUUCAUCCGCAAGCUCAAAUCGCUGAAUCGAAAUUAUUAUCGAACCGUGAGGAUCUCGGAUCCUUUAAAUGUGAUCACUGCGACAGGAUAUAUUACAGCGACAGGUCUUUGAAACACCAUGUGAAAUUAAAACACAGCAGCGACGAGGCCGCUGAAUGUCAAUACUGUGGAAAAAUAUGCAAUAAUAAAUAUUACCUGGCAUCCCACAUAAAAAUCGUUCACAAUAACGACUACUGGGCCAAAUGCGAUUUCUGUGAUAAACAAUUCAAAUCGAAAAGGAACAUACGCCGGCACAUUGAAUACACACAUUUAGGCAUGCAGAGGUAUAAGUGCAUAGAGUGCGGAACUCUAUUUAAAGAGAAAAGAAGUUUGAGGAAGCAUGUUAGGAUCAAACAUCCAGAUUCGACAGCGUUCCCACAGUGCCAUAUAUGUAAAAAGCGUUUCGAAUCAGCUAAAUCCUGUAAAAUACAUUUAAAGUUACUCCAUUCCUUCAACAUGAAUACCCAUCCUUGUGAUUUAUGUUCACUGUCUUUCGAUUCCCUCGAUGCUCUGAAUAUUCAUUUAUCGACCAAACAUCUCGCUAAAGAUGAAAUAUAUAAAUGCGAGGAGUGCAAUUUAGUUUUUAAAGGACAAAUAACAUUCGACUGUCACAACGAUAAUUACCACGCGUGUGAAAGCAAAGAGAAGAACCUGCCGCGUUGUAUAAUAUGCGCCAAAGAUUUCAGAACUCGUAAGACUUUAAAGCGUCACAUAAAACGAUUCCACGAGGAGUUUAACGUGGAGGAACUGGCUACUUACGGUACAAAGAAACGUAUGUUUAACGUAAAUUGCACCGAGUGUAUUAAAAAUUUUAAUAAUGAUUUUUAUUUCAUGGUGUAUUCAAAAAUGAAGCAUUUGAGCGAUUCGUUUAUUUUCAAAUGCGAAUUGUGCUCUUAUUCCUACAAUUGUCUUGAAUACGCGAUCCAGAGGUAUAAACAGAGCGUUGACGUGAAAGGGAAGUUGUAUUUGAGCGAGUUGUGUACGACUGAAAUGAGUGAAAAUGAUUCGGAUAGCGGAAAACUUGCGCCUGAGAGCAAUAUUGAUUCAAAAGAUGAUGUAGAAUAUAAACAUUUUAAUAUAAAAAUCGAGCCCAGCUCUCCAUGAUUCGUUUAUUACCGGUUUUUGGAUAUACGUAACAAUGUAAUUAUGCGAAUUAUCAGGUGUUUGUGAAAACACUACUUUGUUUGAUUUAUUAAUUAAAAUUUUUUACCAACAAAAAAAUUAUUACAAAACACGUGGUUAUAGAAGUAGUCGUUUUUAAUUGCAAUAAUUUUAUAUGAAAUGUAUCUACAUCUCGCUUCAUAUAAAUUUGUUUGUUUUGACAUCUAGGUAUAGUAUUAUAACAACAUAAAGAAACCGGAUAUCCAUGGACGGAAAUAAAUACCUAAAAAUUUCUUUCUCUAAUUAUGAAUUUUCAAUACUUAGAUACAAUUUUUAUACGUUAUAUUUAUCUGAUAACAAUAUGAAAACUAUAUAUGUAAUUGAAAAAAAUUUCGCAUACUGCUAGUGAUGUGAAUUAGCGUUUUAAGAUCACUCUAAUCGAUAGUAAUUAAUAUCUGUAGAUCUUGACAAUAAAUAUGUGUAGGGCACAUCACUAGUUACUCUAUUAUUAUUUGAAGAAUCUAUCUGAUUUUCUACUAGAGAAUAGUUGCCGAUCUUGGUAUAUAUAAUUUUAUUUUCUUCGAUAUUUAUUAUAAAAUUUCCUUGCUUACGUAGCAAUGGUUUAUUAUAAAAACCUUUUCUUUUAUUGCAAUUUUCGUAUGAAUCUCUCCUAUUUUUUUUAUAUACAUUUAUAACGAUUUAAUUAAGACUGAUCCAAAUAAUUAUAUAUAUUUUUUAAGAAAUAACGUAACAGCAAUCUAGUUUAUUGUAUUUCUUUAUAUUAAGUAAAUAUAAUUCUAUAAAUAUUCUAAGAA